This is a messenger RNA of Paramecium octaurelia, 1511 nucleotides long. The record is from the annotation of a GenBank genome assembly. NCBI's taxonomy places the organism in Eukaryota, Ciliophora, Oligohymenophorea, Peniculida, Parameciidae.
AUGUCUCUAUUUUCUUAUAACGAAGACACAAUGGAACUUACCAUAGAUGAAUUUAUCAUUCAUACAGAAAGAGUAAUCAGUAGAGUAGCCUAUGGUGUGUUUGUGGAUUGCACAAAAAUUACAACAAAAGAAACAUUAUGUGCUAAAGUAAUUAUAACUUCCAUAUUAAGAUUACAUCAUUUGAAAUAAAUAAUUCUAAAUGUGAGAAGGAAAUGAGGAUGAUAGAUACCUUACGCACGGCUUACCUCACAAAUCAAAAUCUUGUUAAAGUUUAUUUAUGCUUGCCUUAUCAGGAAAAGUUAAUAGUUAUUAUGGAAAAAUGUGUAACUAAUCUAGAAGAUGAAUUGAAGAAGAAAGGUAAUUUCGGUUCUGAAGAAGUCAUAAACAUAUUAAAGUAAUUGUUAAAUGGAUAUUUACCCUUAUACUAAAAAUAAAUAAUUCAUCGUCACAUCAAACCUAGAGAAAUCUUAAUAUCUUAUGAUUUUUAGGGAAAACCAAUUUAUAAACUAUCCUGCAGUAAAAUUUACUUAUGUCAAAAAAAAAGUAAUCUAACGAAAGUGGGCAUUCCAUUAUUCGAACCACCAGAACUUAAUUAUAUGGUAACAGACACAGAUUUAGAUUAGAAAUUAUUGUAAUUAAAGAAGAUUCCAAAAGGAAAAAGUCAAGUUGAUGUUUAUCCAGUAUAAAAUUGAUUAAUUCUAGAUUGGGUUGAUGCUUUAUUAUUGUCUUUUUGGUUAAUAUCCAUCUAGACCAACAACAUGGCUAGAAUUUAGGAGCUUUUUCAACAACCUAAAGGUACAUCCUAUCAAAAUAGAAGACAAAUCUUAAAACAUCAACAGUGAUCUUUAGGAGAUGAUUGAAAGAAUGAUUGUAUACAAUCCAUUGGAAAGAAUUACUUUUUUAGAAAUUUAUUCAAGCAAAUUAAUUGGCAUCUAAACAUAAUAGCCAGUAAAAUUAUUUAAAUUAACCAUAAAUCCAGAAUCAAAGCCUAAACUAUAAGAUUAAUUUAGUAAAUUUAAUCAAUAGCAAGAUGAUUAAAAACCUCUAUUUCCAUGUUCACCUAUUCCAAAUGAUAAUAUUGAGUAACCCAGUUUUUAAUAAUCUACUACAAUCCAACAAUAAGCAUAAUUUUAACAAAAUAACGAAAUCCAAAUUGAUGAAUACAAUGAUUCGCAAAACUAUUUAAAAGCAUAAUUGUAAUAAAAUAAACUAAAUCUAGAUCUGAAAAUUCCUUAUUAUAUAGUAAGGACACAUAAAAUUUAUUGAGAUAAGCCCUGGAAUCAAUUCAAUAAUUCAAUCAUGAAAAAAUUAAUACUGACUCAGUCAAAUUGAUGAAGUAUUUUAAAUAUGAGGAAAAUGGUAGUUAUUAUACUUUAGGAUUUCUCAAAUUUUAUUAUUGUCUUAUUAUAAGAGCAAAUAAAGAGAUAAUUAGGAAACAAUUCGCUAGUGAACAAGAAUUAAGAUAAGAAAUUACAAAUAUUUUGGAAAAGAAUGAUCAUAAUAUUUAUUGA